AUGUGGAACUCACGCAAGGUUGGAAUUCUCGGCGGUGGCCAACUGGGCCGUAUGCUGGUUGAGUCUUGCAACCGUCUGAACAUCCAAGCCAAUGUACUGGACGCCGAGAACUCUCCAGCCAAGCAGAUCAGCUUCCACGAUGGACACGUUACGGGCUCUUUCAAGGAGCGUGAGGCUGUGCGACAAUUGGCCAAGUCCUGCGACGUCAUGACCGCCGAGAUCGAGCACGUCGACACCUAUGCCCUUGAAGAGGUCGCCUCCGAGGUUCAGGUUGAGCCUAGCUGGCAAGCCAUUCGCACCAUUCAGAACAAGUUCAACCAGAAGGAGCACUUGCGCAAGUACGGAAUCCCCAUGGCCGAUCACCGGGAGUUGGUCAAGAACACACCCGAGGAGUUGGCAGAGAUUGGAGAACAAUUGGGUUACCCAAUGAUGUUGAAGUCCAAGACUAUGGCAUAUGAUGGACGUGGCAACUUCCGUGUGAACUCCAAGGAAGACAUUCCCGAGGCUCUCGAGGCUCUCAAGGACCGGCCGCUGUAUGCGGAAAAGUGGGCCUACUUCAAGAUGGAGUUGGCUGUUAUGGUCAUCAAGACCAAGGACGAGGUCCUCUCAUACCCCACCGUGGAGACUGUUCAGGAGGACUCAAUAUGCAAGCUGGUCUACGCGCCAGCGCGGAAUGUGUCCGAUAAGAUCAACGAGGAGGCUCAGGCCCUCGCCCGCAAGGCCGUUGCUGCGUUUGAAGGCAAGGGUGCCUUCGGUGUCGAGAUGUUCCUGCUCGAGGACAACAGUCUCAUGCUGUGCGAGAUUGCUAGCCGUAUCCACAACUCCGGUCACUACACCAUCGAAGGCUGCGCUUUGUCCCAGUUCGACAGCCACAUUCGUGCUAUCCUGGACCUCCCCAUUCCCGCCAAGAGCCUCGAGAUCCGCCAGCCUUCUAUCAUGCUUAACAUCAUUGGUGGCUCUGCUCCUGACACUCACCUCAAGGCUGCCGAGGCCGCUCUUUCGAUCCCUAAUGCGGCCAUCCACCUGUAUAGCAAGGGUGCCGCCAAGCCUGGCCGCAAGAUGGGCCAUAUCACCGUGACUGCCGCGACAAUGCAUGAGGCUGAAACUAUGAUCCAGCCCUUGAUUGACGUCGUUGAUGACAUCCGCGCCCAGCGCACCGAUAUCAAGACCAAGGCUCAGCCCUCUGGACCCUCUAAGCCUGCACCUCAGGUGGCCGUUGUCAUGGGCUCCGACAGUGAUCUGAAGACUCUGGUCCCCGGUCUCAAGUUGCUGGAGAACUACUUCGGCAUUGAGCCCGCCGUCGAGAUUACCUCUGCCCACCGCACGCCCGACUACAUGGCCGAGUAUGCUGCCGAGGCUGCUUCUCGCGGUAUCAAGGUGAUCAUUGCUGCUGCCGGCGGUGCCGCCCACUUGCCUGGUAUGGCAGCUGCCCACACUGCUCUGCCUGUUAUCGGCGUUCCUGUCAAGGGUAGCUCGCUCGACGGCGUCGACAGUUUGUACAGCAUUGUCCAGAUGCCUCGUGGUGUCCCCGUCGCAACCGUCGGAAUUAACAACAGCAUCAACGCCGCUCUCUUGGCUGCCCGCAUCCUGGGAGCCUUCGAUCCUGCCAUCCAGCGCAAGGUUGAGGCCUACGCCGAGGAAGCCCGUGCUGAGAACAUGGAGAAGAAGGGCACCAAGAUGCGCGAGCUUGGCUGGGAGAAGUACUUCGAGCAGAUGUAA
Penicillium cataractarum is the source of this 1719-nucleotide messenger RNA. Its product is annotated as phosphoribosylaminoimidazole carboxylase ADE2. Gene Ontology annotation, molecular function: metal ion binding; ATP binding; phosphoribosylaminoimidazole carboxylase activity. The transcript has 4 exons. The record is from RefSeq and is a predicted model, not a curated record. Bases 1 to 1719 code for a protein of 572 amino acids. NCBI's taxonomy places the organism in Eukaryota, Fungi, Ascomycota, Eurotiomycetes, Eurotiales, Aspergillaceae. Gene Ontology annotation, biological process: 'de novo' IMP biosynthetic process.